Molecule: messenger RNA, 372 nt
Organism: Dovyalis caffra
Lineage: Eukaryota; Viridiplantae; Streptophyta; Magnoliopsida; Malpighiales; Salicaceae
Source: the annotation of a GenBank genome assembly
AUGUCCACGCGAUAUGAAGGAGAUUGGUCAAAUAGAACCAUUUAUAGUGGUAAGCUGCAGGAACAAGGGUGCCACUGGAGAAGUAGGUGCACGCGUAGAGAUCGAAAGAAGUUUACGCUUUGGGAGCAGACGAAGGAUAUGGUUUGUUUACCUUUGCAUGGGCUCUUAGUUGUCCGAUUAGUGGACCGACCAAUACGUGGUAGAGCUAUGGCUAUCUUACAAGAUGUCUUUGAAGGGGUAUGUCUAUGUGUUUCUACUCUUUGGGAUCUGCAAGAAAUGCGCUUUGCAAAUGUGUUUGAUGGUGUAAGUUCCAUUGCCACGACAAUGAUCAUGGCUGCUUUAUCGUGUUUUAUCGCUAUAAGGAGACGAUGA